AUGUCAACUUCUUCUAUAACAAAUAAUUCUAUAAAAUCAUUAAAAAAAAAGGAUAGAAAAAAAUUUGUUGAAAAUUCCGAUGAAGACUCUAAAUUUAAUCUAAAUGAAAAUACUGAAAGCAGAAUAUAUAAAAAAAAAAAUUUAAGUGAGUAUUAUUCAUUAAAAACAAAAAAUACAGUACUAAAGCAGUCACUGGAAAAUAAAAAUAACUCAAGUAAAAAUUGCUUGUUGAAAAGAGAGUUAAAUAAAAUAUGUAACUCCAAGAAAAAUAAAGGAAAGCUAAGCAUUAAAUUCAGUAAAUCGUCUGUUUUAUUAAUAAAACCGAAAAAAUCAAAGAUAACUAAAUUAAAUUACUUAUUAAAAAAAAAUAAGAAACAGAAGAAAAAUAGUAAUAAUAAUGCUAAUAGUGAAAAUAAAAUUCAUCAAAAAAAUGAAUGCAAACAGAACAAUAAAAUAUAUAAUUCUUUUGAAACAUAUAAUGUUGAUAAAUUUAAAAAAAAUAAAAAUAUAAAUCUUUUAAUGAAGAGCAAACAUAUAAAAGAAUCAAAAAAUGUAAAUAAUUUAAAAGCAAUUAAAAGAAAUAAAGAUUCUAAUAAAUUAAAAAAUGCUGAUGGUAACUUAAAUAAUUGUAAUACAUAUUAUAGUGAUACAUCUGAUAAAUCAUUUGAUAAAAAUAAUAAAAAUGAUGAUAUAAAAUCCAAUUGCUUAAAUCAUAGUAAUAUAAUUGAAUAUAAUAUAAUUAACAAUGAAUUACAUUAUUUUAGUGAGAAUAAUGAAAAUAAAAGUUCUAGGAAUAUUAAUUAUGAUAAAAUUUCUAUUUUAAAUAAUGAAAAUCCUUCCAUAUCAAAUGAGAAUAUUAUUUAUAACAAAAAUUUUAAAAAUAACAUAAAUUAUAAAAUAAAUUGUGGAAAUAAUUAUGAUUUUCCAGAAAAUAGUAGCGCAUCCAUAUGUAAUAAUAAAAUUAUUUUAAAUAAUAAUUGUUAUAUGAAAGAAAAAUGUAAUAUGAUUAAUUGCAACUCUAAUAAUUCUAACGAAGAAUUAUAUUCUGGUUGUCUUUCAACAAAUAAUAAUAAUGAUAAUUGUUAUAACGAUGAUGAUAAUAUAAAUAAUUAUAAUACUAGUAGUAAAAAUGCAUUUUAUGAAAAUAACUAUGACACAAAUGAUUUGAAUAAAAAUAAUCAUGAUGAUAAUUCCUAUUUGCCUAAUCAAAUGAAUAAAGAUUGCCUCUUAAAGAAAAGUAACCUAUCUUCUGAUGUUUCGAAUAAUUACAUAACUUAUAAAAAAUACAUUCUCAAAAAUAACUCAAAUAAUAGUAAAAUGGAGAAAAAUAUAAAUAGCACAAAUGAUAUCAAUGUUACAGAAUAUAACAAUAAAGUAAAUGUCGCAUAUGAUUUAAAGAAUUCAAAUAUGAAAAACAGGGAAAAUCAUAUUUUCAUUAAAAUUUUAGGAGAAGAUAAUACACAUAGAUUAAGCAUAAAUGAUAAGGAAAGCUUUCGUGAUAACUAUGAAGGAGACAUAAAAAAAAUAGAAUAUGAGUCAGAAUAUAACGUUAUAGAAGGAAAUAUAUUGGGUGAUAUAACAAAAGAUGAAAACAAAAAAAAUUUAAAAAUAUUUGAUAGUUCAUAUGAAUCUCUUUCUCAUUUAUCAGAAUCCUUUAAUUUAAAACACUUACCAGAAAUACCCGAUGAUGCGAAUUUAAUAAGUAGUAAUGAUAAUUUAUUUAGUUUAAAUGAUAAAAGUCUUUAUUCUAAUUCUAAUUUUAGUUCUAGUUCUAAAUUAAAUUUGAAUAUUAUUAAAAUAGAAGACAAUAUAUCUACAGGGAAUUAUAAUAAAAACAUAGGAAAAUCAAGUUUAAAUGAUGAGGAAAAAUCACACGAUGAUGAUUUUUCUGUUAAUAUAUUACCUAGUUAUAGUGAUACAGUAAUUAAUAUGAAUAAUAAAAUUAAAAUAAAAAAUGAAAAUAAUGAAAAUUUUACUUUAGGUAAAAAAAAAAAAAAAAAAAAAAAUUGUAGUAAAUUGAUUUCAUCUAAUAAUAAUAAAAAAAAUCAAUUAUCAAAUGAAAGAUCUAAUAAAAACAGAAAUCCUAAAGUUUUGAAUAACUACAGUAAAUUAUGUCAAAAAGGAAAUAAAGGGAAUCCUAUACAAAAUAGAAAAAAUACUACGGAAAAGAAAAUAUUAAGCUCUUCAACAAUUUUAAAAAAAAAAAAGGAAAAAAGAAAUUUAAAUAAAUUAUCAAAUUCAGAUAAUUAUUUCAAGACAGAUUUAAAUAUGAAAAAUAAAAUGAGUAUUUCUCAUAAUAUGUUAUAUGAUAGUACUAAUAAUUGCGAUUUUUUUAAUUUUAGUAACAAUAGUACAGAUGUAAAUAAAAGUAUAAAAAAAGAAGAUAUAGAUAAAAAAUAUGAUUCAAUGCAAAAAAUAUUUUUUAGCUACUCUUUAAAUAGUGAAAAAAGUGAUAAUGUAUCUAUUAUUCAUGUUGAUAGUUUAGAAGAUAUAAGAACAUCGGAUAAAAAUCAUAAAUCAUCAAAUAAUUUGAAUGAGGUAAAUAUUACAAAUGAUGAAGAUAGUAAAAAAAUAAAAGAAGCCAAUAAUUUAUUAUGUGAUAUGAAUGAUGAAAAUAAAGAACAAGAAAAGUAUUUGCAUAAUGAAAAUAAUGAUCAAAUAGAUAAAAUAAUUAAAUCUAAUGAAGAGAAUUAUUAUAAUGAAGAUAGAAUUUAUGAUGAUAUAUAUGUAAGAGAUGAUACAUAUGUAAUAGAUAAUCCAUAUGUAAGAGAAAAUAUAUACAUAAGAGAUGAUACAUAUGUAAGAGAAGAUACAAAUGAUAUAAGCAAUACUAUAAAUGAUAAAACAAAAUGUAAUGAGGAAAUAAAAACAGUUAGUGAGAAUGAUAAUGAUAGUCUCGUAAGGAUAACAAAUAAUUAUACAUCUAAUAUUUAUUAUUGCGAUGAAAAUAAUGAAAAAAAUUAUAAUGAAAAUAAUAAUUGUACAAGUAUAAUAAAAAAAGACGUGUAUAUAAAUGAUAAUAUUGAUAAGUAUAAUAGUAAUCAUUUAAAUGUUUCUUACAAUUUUAAUGAAUAUAAAAAAAAUGAUACAAAUUUAAAAAAUGAUUUAUUUUCUACUAAUUUAAAUGAUUCAAAUGAAAAUUUUAAAGAAUUAAGAGAAAAAAAUAAUGAUCAUAUGAAUAAUGAUGAUAACUUUAAGAUUGAUUUCGUAUAUUCUUCAUCCUCAGCAAGUGAUUCUAUUUCUGAAAAUGAGGAAGAAAGAAUGUUUAUAAAAAGGAAAACAUCAUUAAAAAAUAAAAAUGAAGAAAUUUCUAAGAAUACUAAUGAUGAUUUUUAUAUUAACUAUUACACUAUUAGAAAGAAUAAUUUAGUAAAUAAGAAAAUAAACAUUUGUUUUUCUGAUAAUGAUAUAAAACGAAAUUUCGAUAAAUCAAAAAAUAUUAAAAGUGAUAACAUAAAGGUUAUCAAAGAAGAUAAAGAAAAAAUGAAAAAAAACUCAAAUUCUAAUAAUGAAAAAAGCAAACCAAAAAAAGACUUUUUGAAAGAUAUGAAAAAUAAAAAUAAUCUUCAAAAAAACAAAGAAGAAAAGCAAAAAGAAAUCAGUAGCAAUAAAAAUCAUUAUGUUGUAAAUUCUAGACAUGUAAAAUAUUAUCCAUUAGAAAAAUUAAACUCAAUGAAGGUUUUUUUAAAUGAAAUUAAUAUUAAGAAAAAUGAAAUGAAGAGUAAUGAAAAUUUUUAUUAUAAUGAAAAUAAAUCAGAUGAAAAUGAAUUUAAUAAAAGGGAGUUAAGUGAAAAUGAAUUGAAUGAAAGCAGUAAUAAGAAAAAUAAACCUGAGUGUAACAAAAAUGCGUAUAAAGAAUAUGAAAAUGCUGGGGAUUUUAAUAUUAAUGAAGAAAAAAAUGUAAAGAAUAUUAUAUAUGAUGAAUCUUUAAAUGAAAAUAAAUUUUUAAAUGAUACAAUCAAAUAUAAAAGAACAAAUAGUUUUCACAAUGCAUCAGUUAGUGAUAGAAUACAUAUAGAAAAAUUAAAUAGUUCAAUGAACAAUAUGUAUGAUUUAAAGGAUGAAGAUUUUAUUAUACAAAAAAAAAAUAAUAAUAAUACUUUAAAUGAAGAUAUAAUUAAGUAUAUGAAAUUAGAAUCGGUUGGAAAUGCAUAUUUAAAUGAUAAUACGAAUACAUACAAAAGAAAUCAUUUAAUUUUUGAAUGUGAAAAUAAAAAUGAAAUAAAUAAAAACUUCAUAACUGGUAUUAAUAAAAUUAAUGAAGAUGUAAAGUUUAUGUAUGUGAAAGAUGAUAAUAUGAAUUUAAAAUAUAAUUCAAAUAGAAACUUCAUAUAUUGCCUAGAAUCAAAUAAUAAAAACUCUAGUAUAUUAAAUCGAGAAGAUGAUGAUUCUUUAAUUAAAUACAAAGAAGGUUUAACUGCUGAUAGAAAAAAUCAUAUAAAUAAAAUAGAACAGUUGCUGCAAAACUUUAUAGUUAAGACAAAACAAUUUGAAGAAAAAGAAAAGAAUAUAAAUACAAAAAGUAAUGAUAAUCAUGAGUCAUAUAUAUUAAUAAAAGAAGAAGAUGACCAAGAUCGCUUACAAAAAAGUGAAAAUAACAAUAAUAUUUUAAUUAAUGAAAUAAUUAAUCAAGAAGAUAACAUUUUAAAUAAUGAAAUAAAUAAUUAUGAAAAAGAUGAGAAUAUUUUAAGUAAUGAAAUAAUUAAUUAUGAAAAUGAAAAUAUUUUAAGUAAUGAAAUAUUAAGUUGUAAAUCAUUCAAUGAAAUUAACAACAAUAAUGAAGAAAUAAACUGUUCAUACAGGGUAAUAGAGGAAACAAAAAUUACAAACCUUUUGAAUUAUAUCAAAAAUUUUAAAUAUAACGAAGAUAUAAAAAGUAAGAAAUCGAAAUUACUAUUUUCUGAAGAAGAAAAAUUGGAGCAUAUUAAUACCUUAAAUUGUUUAUAUAAUAAUGUUAAUCUUUUAAAGAAUGAAAAUGAUAACCUAAAAGUUACAAAUAAUAUUUUUAGAAGUGAAAAUGAUAAUUUAGGAAAUAAAUAUGAUGCUUUAAAAAAUGAGGUUGAUAACUUAAAGAAUGAAAAUUAUAUUUUAAGAAAUAAAAUUGGUAAUUUCAGUAAUGAAAAUUGUGAUUUAAAAAAUAAAAAUGAUAACUUAAAAAGUGAAAAUUGUGAUUUAAAAAAUGAAAAUGAUAACUUAAAAAGUGAAAAUUGUGAUUUAAAAAAUGAAAAUGAUAACUUAAAAAGUGAAAAUGACAACUUAGAAAAUGAAAAUUGUGAUUUGAAAAAUAAAAAUGAUAACUUAAAAAGUGAAAAUUGUGAUUUAAAAAAUAAAAAUGAUAACUUAAAAAGUGAAAAUUGUGAUUUAAAAAAUAAAAAUGAUAACUUAAAAAGUGAAAAUGAUAACUUAGAAAAUGAAAAUUGUGAUUUAAAAAAUAAAAAUGAUAACUUAAAAAGUGAAAAUGAUAACUUCGAAAAAGAAAAUUGUUAUUUAAAAAAUAAAAAUGAUAACUUAAAAAAUGAAAAUGAUAACUUAAAAAGUGAAAAUGAUAACUUAAAAAAUGAAAAUGAUAUCUUAAAAAGUGAAAAUGAUAUCUUAAAAAGUGAAAAUGAUAACUUAAAAAGUGAAAAUGAUAACUUAAAAAGUGAAAUGGUAAAUCUUAACUUAAGUACUAUAUGCAAAGAUAAAAAAUUUAAUUUAGAUAAAGAAAAUUAUAAAAUGGAAAUUGAUAUGCUAAAAUGUGAAAUUGAAAAUAUUAAUAAUGAAAAAAUAAAGUUAUUAGAAUCAAGUGAAAUAGCAGAAAAUGAAUUUAAUGAAUCAAAAAAGAAAUUAAAAAAUUUUAAAUAUAAUAAUGAAAAAUAUAUGAAAGAAAUAGAAACAUUAAAAGAGGAAAGACAUAUAAUAAAACAAGAAAAUGAAAACUUAAAAAAAAAUAUCGAAGAAAUUGAAAGGGAAUAUAAAUUAUUAUUAAAUGAUAAAGAAAAUUUAAAAACAGAAAAAAUGAGCAAUAUACUAAAAAUCAACUAUUUAGAAGAACAAAUAAAGAAGCAAAAAAUUGACUUAAAAGAUUUAGAAAAAGAAUUAAAAAAUAAAGAUAAGCAAUUACUAAUAAAGGAAGAAGAAAUAAUAAAUCAGAAAUAUUUAAUAGACGAAGUAGAUAAAGAGAAAAAAAUGCUUGAGAGUAAAUUAAAUAUGUAUGAAAUUCAAAAUGAGAAAAUAAUAUCAAAAUAUAAAGAGGAAAAAAAAAUAGAAUUGGAAGAUAUGAAAAAUAUUAUUGAAUGUAGAGAAAAAGAACCUAACGAUAUGAAGAAAAAUGAAGUUCUUCUAAAAAAGGAAAUAAAAAUUUAUGAGGAAAAUAUGAGUAUAAAUGAAAAUAAAAUAAAAUAUAUUCUAGAAGAAUCAAAAAAUUAUAAAAAUGAAAUAGAAAAACUCAGAGAACAAGUGAAACAAUUGAAAGAAGAAAAUCAUUUAAUUAUGCAUAAUAUAGAGCCAUUAAAAAAUGAAAAUAAUCAAUUGAAAAAUGAAAAUUUUAGUUUUGAAAAGAGUUACAUAGUUCUAAGAGAUGAAAGAGAACAAAAAGGAAUUUUUAAUAUACAAGAAAAAGUAAAAAAUAAGGAGAAUAAUUUGAUCAAUAAUUCUAGCAUAACUAAUAGUAGUGAUGGUGAUGAAAAAAAAGAUGAUGUAGAAUUAAAAAUUAAUAAAGAGAUAUUAAAUAAUUUAUUUAAAGAAAAUAAAAAUAUAAAUUCACUGAAUAAUAGUUGUUUGAAAUUUUUUGAAAAUAAAAAGGAUUUAUUAAUAAAGGAUGGAAAACACAACAAAAGCAAACUAUUAUAUAAAAAUUAUGAUAAAGUAUGUAGUGAAAUAAAUAACUUAGAUAUGUCAAAGUUACAAGUAAAAUAUAAAGAUUUGUUAAAAGAAUAUAUAUUUUUAGAAUUAUUAAUUAGUGAAUAUGAAAAAAGUAAUGUAUACUUACAUAAAAAGAAUAAAGAAUUAAACAAAAAAUUAGAUGAAUUAGAAUAUUCAUUAGACAAAAAAUUUGAUGAUAAAGGGGAAAAAUUAUCUAAUAAAAGAAUGUCCAGUGAAGAAUAUCAUAUUUUCAAGGAGGAAUUAGAUAAAUCACUUAACAUAUAUGAAAGUAAUAAGAACAUAAAAGUAUUAGAAAAUGAAGUAAAAAAUUAUAAGAAUAUGUGUAUAGAAUUAGAUAAAUCAAAUAAAAAAUUAUUUGAUAAAUUAGAGAAAAUAAAUAAACUUCUUUUAGGAGAAAAAGAUUCUAUAUAUGAGAAAAUUUUGAAGAAGGCAUUAGAAAUAAUGAAACAUGUUGAUAUAAUAAAUGAAGAAAUAUCUACUUUUAAAGAAAACAAAAAUUUUAAUGAUAUUGAUUAUUCUAAUAUCCUGUUAUAUUUAAAUACCAUCUCAAUUGACAUUUUAUUUAUCAAUACUAAUAUAUGUUAUAUUAAUGAAUUUAUAAAUGAAAAUCAUAUAUAUUUAGACAUUCAUAAUUUUAAAAAUUUACUCUUUGAUUUCUCAGUAUAUAUUAUGCGUGAAUCAAAUUCUUAUAAUGAAGAUACUGCAAACGACUAUGUUACAAAUAAAAAAGAAAAUAUUAUUGAAAAAUUAAAUGAAAAUAAAAUAGAAGAAAGAUCUCCAUUUAUAGAUAAUAAUAGAAACAAUAAUUCGAAAAAAAUAGAAUUCAGGUUAAGUAAUAUUAAUUCAAUGAAUUUAAAUCAUAACGAAAAUAAUAUGAUAAAAAAAGAAGAAAAUCAUUUUAAUUUUGUAGAAGAUUUUACAACUUUUUUUGAAAUAUGUUUUUCUAGUGAUUUAUUCUUAAUUUUGAUUCAUUUAUGUAAAGGAAUUAAUGAAAUAAAUAGUUACAUAAGAAAAGGUGAAAUAGAAAACUGUAUAAAUAUUAUUAAUUUUUUGCAAAAUACUACUAAUGAAAUAUUAAAUUUUUAUAGCUAUGAUGGUAACACUUUUUUUCUUGAUUCUUAUAUUGACUUAUUUGACAUUUUAAAAAAUUAUUUAAAUAAAAUACAAAAUAUAAUAAAAGACGAAAAAAUUAAUAAAAUGCAUAAAAUUAUUUAUGAAAUAUAUAGAAUCAAAAAAAUUAUACGAUUUAUCAUAUUUUCUUUUUUUAAUUUUCACAUAAAUGCUAUUUUUAAUAUAAGCAAAAACGAUGCGCAUUUUAUUUCUUAUUUGAAUUCAAAUUGUAAUACUAAGAAUAACAAGGGAGACGACAAUAAUAACAUUUUAAAUGAAUUAAAUAAUAAAAAAAAUAAUAAUCAAAUAGAAGAAAAUAAAUUUAUAAUAGAAUCAGUUAAUAAUUGUAACAGUUUAAUAAGUUUAAAUAAUUUAAGUGACAAUAUUAAUAAUCAACCAUAUUGUGAUAUGAAUAAUUAUUUGAGCAAUUACUUUAAUAGUUUAAAUGAUAGUAAAGAUUUUUUUUAUAAUAAAAAAAGUUCUUGUAAUUGGAUGAAAUUAGAAUUUUCUUCUUUUUAUUCUGACAAGGAAAAUAAAGAUCUAAAUAAAAUUGUGAAUGAUAUAUUAGAAUUUAAUUAUAACUCACAUAUUAUUCCUAAUUUAAUUUCAAAUUAUGCUGAUGAAAUGGUUAUACAAAUAAAGGAAAAUGGAAAGAAAGAUACCUUAACAGAGAAUGAAAAUUAUGCAAGUUUCUUAUUUAAAAAAAUUUAUGAACAUAUGAAAUUGAAUAAUUUAAUUAUUAAUAGCAAUAAUUUUCUUGAAUAUUUUGAAGAUGAGUUAUUGAAAAAAAAAUUAUAUAAUAAUUUCUUUUUUAAAAAGAAUCAUUUUAUUAACAUUGAUAUAAUUCAUAAAUAUUUAAAUAUUAUUUUUAAAUUAAAUAUUGGAAUAGAUUAUGAAUAUUUUUAUCAGCAAUUUUUAAUUAUUCUAAAUAAAAUCAUAUUGCAACCUUCAUCUAAUAAUAUAUAUAACAGUUAUAAUAAUACAAUCUUGAAUAAUUCAAAAACAGUGAAUAAUAGUCAUAAUAAAAGUGCUUUAUUAUCUAUUAACUUAAUAAAUAAAACUAAUAAUAAAAAUAAUAUAUAUGAUGAUUUGAGUUAUCCUUUGUUAGACAUAGAUAAUAAAUUUAUGAGUAUAUUAUUUCACAUGUGGCAAAAAAUUGAAAUAAAUUAUUUUUCUAAAUUGAAUAGCAAUAAUAUUCAUGAUUCAAAGCUAAAUAAUAAUUUGGGAAAUUCUUAUAAUUUAAGAAAUAUUGAAACAAAUAAAUUAAAAAUAAGUGAUAGAACUUAUAAAAGUGAAAUUUUAUCAAAAAAGGAAAACUUCAAUAUACAUAAAAAAAAUUCUCAUCAUUUUGGAAAUAAUAAUAAAGAAAACACUUAUGUAAAUUCUUUUAUAAGUAAGUCUAACACCAUUAAAGAGAUUAAUAAAAGUGAUAACUUAAUGGAGACAUACUUAAAAUUGAUGGUAUUUGAUAUAUUUAAAUGUAAGAACGAGGAGAAAAUAAUUGGAAUAGAUGAUUUUAUUUUUAUGUUUAAGCAAUUACAUAUUAACAUUAAAACAAGUGUAAUAUAUGCAAUUUGGUGUAUUAUAAUUGGUAGCAAAAAUGUCAAUUUAGCAUUAAAAGAAAGAAUCCCCGUUUCUUUAUUUAUUAAAAAAGCGUAUGCAACUAAUCCAUCAUUAAUUUUUUAUGAAUAUUGUAAAACAAAAAUACAACUUAAAGAAGCGAAGAAAAAUAUUAAAUUACUACAAAAAUAUAAUAAAAAAAUACUUUUAUUAGUUAAAAAUUAG
Messenger RNA from Plasmodium relictum, 9759 nucleotides. RefSeq names its product conserved Plasmodium protein, unknown function. The coding region runs from base 1 to 9759 and encodes 3252 amino acids. The transcript has a single exon. Lineage: Eukaryota; Apicomplexa; Aconoidasida; Haemosporida; Plasmodiidae. The record is from RefSeq and is a predicted model, not a curated record.